AUCCUGGAGAUGCACGAUAUGACGUGAAGUCGUCUGCAUUGCGUGCAGUUGCGAUAAUCAUGCGGAAAAAUCGACUUUUCAAAAACCUCGUAUUCCGAACUUCCAUAGUUCAGGAAAUGGACGAAGGUGAAUCGGCUUACUGUUAUACCAAACUCCGCGAACUGCCAGAAUCCGGUAGAGUGUAUGUCUAUGGUGUGGUUCGAUCUAUAACAGAUUCUGACUUUGGUGGUCAGCUAAUCGAAAUACAAGAUGAAGAUGCUAGUGCACUUGUUAAAGUUGCAAAAGCAUCUUCCAAUUACUUCAACGACUUGCAAGUUGGUGACGUCCUACGAUUACAUCGAACGGAAAUUGGAUCUUAUCAGAACAAUCCAGCUCUUUUGGUGAAUAUACAUAACUUUGGAUGCCACGCUGUUGCUUGGCGAGGACAAUCCGAUGUACCUCAUAUUGCUACUUCGAAAAAGUACACUUUGAAUAAAAGUGAUCUGUCUCGGCUGGCUGCUCUUCGUAAGCUGAACACGACACAAGACGAACAUGCAACAGAGGCAGGAACGUCUGCACGGGCAAUACAGGAAAGAGAAUUAGGCGAGGACAUUCCUGUUAAUAGAAUGAUAGAUGAGCCUGUUGUUGUAGAACCAACGUCAAGCAGAUCGCCCGCUAAAAAGAAGUUGCGCUCUUCUGACAACAUUGCGAAUGCUCUAGAUAUUCCCAAGCUUGGCAAGAAGUUUUUCAAUUGGUAUGCCCAGGUCCUUGGUGUAUAUAAAGGAAAAGGAGAACCAUUCACAGUCUUUCUGAGAGUUUGGGAUGGAACAACGCCAAAAUUUCCAUCAUAUCGAAAUAUGUUCCACGCAGAUAAGGACUCUAUCGACACUAUUUAUUGUGAGAUCCCUCUACACCUCCACUUUAUGAUCGAAACUAGCGUCAUUGACGUAUGCUGUUACGGUGAUUGGGCGAAGAAGGCAUUGUCUGUUCAGGUUAAUGAUGUGGUUUAUCUCUGUAACAUUCGGAAUUACACUUCAUCAACUAAUGGCAUAUCGGCGAUAACCAUGCAUGAGGGAGGAUUGCAGUAUGGGCGUGCCUUGGAAGUUCUCGACAAAAGCGAUCCGAAACAUUUUGAAAUCUCGAAGCAAUGUGCGGAUACACUGUCGCGCUAUCUAGGCGCAUCUACAGAGCAGCAAAAUUCUAGUUCAGUCGUAAACAUGACACCUAUCCUACCUGAAAACGUGCUCGCUCAGUCUACUCCUCUUUUUUCUAAAGAUGAUGCAACGUCUGAAGCUGUCAGCGAAUGUGGAAGGAGACUGGGAGAAUUGCAAGAUGCCAAUGAUUUUAGCGAUUAUCGGGAUGAGCCAAGAAGUUCACAUGAUCCUGAUGAGGUGCUAGCACCUGACACUCCUCUAGAAGAACUACAAAGCGCUAGCGGAAAUGUAAUGGAAUUGAGCAGUGUGUCCUCUGAGGAGGAAUGUGAUUUGGAACUUGACCUCAUUGCUACUAGAAAGCAGUCACAUAGACUGGAAUCCCCAUCACCUAAAAGAAAACGCACAAGCGUUGAGACUGCCAUUGGGGUUGCUGUUGAUGCGGAGCAGGAGCAAAUUGGCGGAAAAGAACCAACGUUAGAGUCCGUUCAAACGUCCGAGCCAUCAACUUCAAUGCAACCGCUGCAAAAGGACUUGUCUUCACAGCAGCGGACCACCCACGGGGGCACUCCCGCAUCUGGCUCUCCAAAACGCAUAAUUAUUGAUUCCGAUGAAUGGGAAUCACCAGACGAACAAACUUCUGAGACUGUUCAGCGCGGGAUUACAGCUGUUCAUGUAAAAGAGCAGCCAAGUGCUGUGUAUGAGAAGGAUUUACUAGCUGCCCUGGAAAAGGACGAACCUUUUGAAAAUUUGAAUGCAGAUGUUGCAUUGGUCAGCAAGAUACGAGACAAUUUCUUCCAUUUUGCACUGGAAAGAAAACUGGAGAAGCCGGAAAAGUCAGUAGUAUCCACUUAUGAGCUGGAAGAUGAGCUCGAAGAGAUACUAAAGCAGGAAAUUGGGGAUUGUAUAUGUUUUGUGAAUCCUAUUGAAGCGAGCGUAAAAACCAUGCAAGAGUUGGAUUAUCUACGUCGUGCGAUAAUAUUCACAGCAAGAUGCUUGAUCUGCGACUACGAGUUUAUUGUUGAAAAAGGCACCAAGACAUGGUGUGUGAAGUGUUAUAGCGAGAGGAAACGCCUGUCACAGGUUGUGCAUUCGUAUCGAAUCACACUUCCAUGUGUUUAUCAACGAAAGUCCGGAGGUUCAGCUCAGUUGCUUUUGGAAGUUGCCAGAGAGAUAUGGGCCAGCUUCCCUAACAGCCGUAAUCUUUUCUCGGUUGACCAAAUAAUGGAGCUGUAUCUGGAAGAAGAUUUGAAGAAAUUCGUGCCUAAAUUGAAUCAUAUGGUCCGAUUUGCGGAGGCGGUGGUAAAAAGUAGGAGGAUUCAAGUGCUUGAUGCCAAAAUUCACUCCAUAUGCAGAACUACUGGAAGUUUGACACUUUUCGUCAAUAGAUGCAAGUUUAGAUUAAAAAACAGCUAAAAGAAAUUUUUUAUCACUUGUAAUAUAAUUUGUUGAUGUCGCUAAAUGUACGGGUUCCUUUUAUCUCAUCAUCUCGUUUUUUCACUUAUAUUGCGCUAAUCUCCACUCUAUCUCGACUUUUCUCUCCCUACUUGUGAACAUCAGAAUAACCAGAAGUAAACGACUUCCUUUUACUGGAUUAUUUAGUUAUCUCGAAAAGUGUUUAGAAGCCUAAAAAUGCGCGUUUUGUGAUUUUUUUGUGCACUUGUUGUAUUCAAUUUUGCUUUACAGAAUCUCAUGAUG
Molecule: messenger RNA, 2828 nt
Organism: Cylicocyclus nassatus
Lineage: Eukaryota; Metazoa; Nematoda; Chromadorea; Rhabditida; Strongylidae
Source: the annotation of a GenBank genome assembly